Cutaneotrichosporon cavernicola is the source of this 3729-nucleotide messenger RNA. RefSeq lists its product as uncharacterized. Gene Ontology annotation, molecular function: DNA binding; ATP-dependent chromatin remodeler activity; histone binding. The coding region runs from base 1 to 3729 and encodes 1242 amino acids. Gene Ontology annotation, cellular component: nucleus; chromatin. Gene Ontology annotation, biological process: chromatin remodeling. Lineage: Eukaryota; Fungi; Basidiomycota; Tremellomycetes; Trichosporonales; Trichosporonaceae. The record is from RefSeq and is a predicted model, not a curated record. The transcript is spliced from 10 exons.
AUGUCGCGCAUAAGCAGUGCGACCAACAUCCUGAUGGAGAUGAGGAAGCUGUUCCAGCAUCCAUACCUCGUCGCCCCGGAGAUGGACAAUGCGGAGCUUUCCGAAGCCGAGCAGCACAAGCAGCUCAUAGACGCGAGCGGAAAGCUCCUGUUCCUCAAGCAGCUUCUUCCCCGGCUCAAGGAACGGGGGCGUCGAGUCCUGCUCUUCUCCCAGUUCAAGAUUGCACUCGACCUCAUCGAAGACUUCAUCCGCGGGGAAGGCUACAAGUACCUCCGCCUCGACGGUGAUGUCAACCAGUUGUACCGCCAGAAGGAUAUGGACAUGUUCAACGCGCCCGGCUCCGAGUACUUCAUCUUCCUCCUCACCACGCGGGCUGGAGGUGUCGGUAUCAAUCUUGCCUCAGCUGACACUGUCAUCGUCCAUGACCCAGAUUUCAAUCCCCAUCAAGACCUUCAGGCCAUCUCGCGUGCCCAUCGCUAUGGGCAAACUAAGCGUGUCCUGGUAUUCAAGCUCAUGAUGGAGAACUCAGCAGAAGUGCGCAUCAUCAACAGCGGCAAGAAAAAGCUUGUUCUCGACCAUCUCGUUGUUCAACAGCUGGGCAAGGACCGCGAGGAAGGCGAAUACGAGAACCUCAUUCUUUACGGGGCUGAGGACAUCACCAAGAUCGACGAGGACGCGUCGUCCAUGCGUGUUUGGACGCCAAAGAUGAUCAACGGCCUUAUCGACGACGCUGAGAAGGAGGCUGAGGAGAUGGCGAAGGCGCAGGAGGCGGCGGAGGCGGCCAAAGCCGCGUCGCAAGCAGACGAUGAAACCUCAAAGACUCACAGUUUCUCGUUCGCCAAGAUCUGGGAGACCGAAGCCAAAGAGGUUGCUGUUGCGGAUUCCGACGAGCCCGAAGCCGAACCAGAGUUCGACGAGCACGGCUGGGUCCAGUUCUUACAGCAAGCGGAAACAACUGAGGCUGCACAACGAGAGGCCGCCAGAGCCGUCGCCGGUCGCCUGCGCGCCCUGAAGAAGAAGGUCAAGUACACGCUGGAGAGUGCCGACUUUGGCGACACCACUCCUGAGAAGAGGAAGAACAAGAAGGGCAAGGCCAAGGAGCUCAGCCAGGCCAUGGUCAACGACAGAGACGAAGACGACAGUUUCGUGCCAGGUCCCGACUUCAACCUUAUAAGUGACGACGAGGACAUACCCGCCCCCGAGGGCCCCAGCGACUUGGAGGAUCUCAGUAACGAGCAACGCACAAUUUUCGGCGGGUUGGCCGCGGGCAAACGAAAGCUCACCAGGCACGAGCGCGAGCUCCUGCGAAGGUGGCACAGUCUCGACGAGAAGAAACGUGCGGAGGCUCUAGCCGCAGCGACUGCCUCCAAUUCAUCAGCGCCACAAGCGCAACCAGGGGACGCUCUGUCUUCUGGUCCUCCAUCUGCAGCUGCUCCAGGACUAGGUGAGGCGUCCCAGAACAUUUCCGCUCCCCAAGCUUCGGCCGCCUCGUGGCCGGUUGUCGGCGCUCAACCUGGACCUGGUCCCGGACCGGCGACGACUGCACAGCGGCUUGUACCACUAGCUGGUAGCAGCCAACAAUCGCACCUUGGAGCCGUCGCAACUGCGGGGGAGGCAAUCCAACGCGCGGCCAAUGGUGAGGUUCCGAAAGUCAACGGUCCUCCGCCCCUGGCACACCGCCCACCAAUGUCGGACGUGAAAUGGCCAAGCAUGCCUAUGGUGACAGGACCCAAACACUCUAUCAACGUGGCCGCCGGUCGAGCCGUCAUCCAGGACCUUUACAGAGCCUUGCAGACGACAGACAAUCCCGUGGGCCAUUCUGCGGACUGGGGCGAACUCGUCAGACUCACCACUCCGGUUCCGAUACGCAAAGGAUAUUACGUAUAUUUGGGCAAGAUCGCAGACGGACUGUUGGAAACUGGGCAACAACACAAUGCCCGACGCUUCUCCGACAUGGGGGGUCCGUUAGUCGCCGCCUUCUACUUCAUUGAUUCCGGCGAACCGAUCUACCCACAAGUUCAGCGCACUCAACCGCCGAGCUACCAGGCUCAGCCUCACGCGCCACUGGACCAUGGCCACCACGUGCAAGUCGUGCAUACACAUGCUGGGCAACCUGGCGUUCCACAACCUGGCGUUCCACAACUCCAUCGAGGACCCAUCCCACCCCGCCCGUUCGCCUACCAGCCUGCAUCGCAACAGCCCCACUUCCAACACGGAAGCUGGGCUGCCGUCGGCAACGGCUCAGUACACCUGCCGCCUCAGCCUAUGCCUCAGCAGGUACGGCCGCCCAUGCCUCAGCCCAUACUUCAGCAGGUGCGACAGCCCUUCCAACACCCCAUCCAACAGCCAGUGCCGCAGCGUGUGCCGCAGCCAGUGCCUGAGAUCGUGCCACAACCUGCGCCGCACAUUGUUGGGCAACCCAUGGCGCCCGCCAUGUCCCAAUUCUCCGCGACUGCCCAACCUCAGAAACAAAUUCCUCCCCAGCCUCUGCCCUCAGCCUCACAUCGAUCCCUUCCGUUAACACAAUCUCAUCAAACUUCAGCGACCACCCCUCACCGAGUCUCAGCUCCGCACCGUCAACCUCCUUCCGGCGUUGCUGGAACGGGCUUCCCGGUUCGCAUGUCACAGCUUCCGUCCUCACCUGCGGCCAGUAGGCUCGCUUCAAUAGUGCCGUCGGUGCCUCCAAACAGCGGAGAACCACAGCCACCAUCACCACUCGACUCACGUCCGUCCGAUGCAUCACCUGGCAAGGUGAUUCCGCUCUCGAGCAGCUCUCUGAAAGCAACGGGCGCUCAACCGGUUGUCGCCAGCGCGAUGCAGCUCGGUGACUCGUCCCGGUUUGACCCCAGGUCGCAUGGUGACCAAUCGGAGAAGGCCAAAGAGUUGUGCUAUUGGUGCCAGCAGCACCACAAGUUGCGAGACUGUCCCGGCCUGCUCUCCUGGGAGGAUAUCGAGAUGUACCGCCAGGGGAUUGAGACGAGCGACGAUACGGCCGCAGCCAAGGCCAGCGGACUCGAGGCGCUCUCCAUCAUGGAGGCUGCUCGCAAAGAGCGUGACGACAUUAAUAGCAGGAACCGAAGGAAGCGGCCUCACGGUAGCGCGAGUGACGCGGCAGGCGAUCCUGUCGAGAUCGAUUUGGACUCGCGGCCUCCUUCGCGCCCCGACACCGCUGCGGCUUCGAAACGUGUGCGGACGGCUGCAACGUUCCAGGGUUGCCAGGUCUGCGGCGAUGAGCUGCCACACACUUUAGCUGCCUGUCCCAUCGUCUUGGCCAGUGCCGACUCCAUCAAAGCUGCUUUGGAAAAAUUUGAAGCGGGAUCGCCAACGCACGACAUGCUGUCAAAGUUCCUUCGCGCCACCGAAAUCGGCGUAGCGGCUGGCGCCUUAGAGCCAUGUGCGUACUGCAACACGUCAUGCGGCAUGACGGUGCGCCAGUGCGCCGAGGUGCGCGGCAAGCGAAAGGACUUGAAGCAAAAGAUCCGCCACAUCGACGAGUGUGUGAUCGCCAGCAACGAGGAACAGCUUCGCGUACUUAAGAGCCGGCGCGUGAGGAGCGCCGAUUGGGAGCUUCCGAGCCUUGAGAGGCAGAUUUCCGACACCGAGAAGGAAAUCUCGCGGUUAGAGCGCGUUCUCGGACGUCUGUACGAUGCGUACGCCGAGUGGCCUAACCCGAGGACAGCUGUUACUGGAGGGCAACAAAACAACACGAGAGACGCUGGUGGGGAUUAG